AUGAAAAUGAGGCUGCUCUCUGUGAUCCUGCUGCACGGUGUGUGUGUGCUGCAUCUCUCUGCACUGACUGUUUCUGCAGUCUCUCUGAGUGUAACUCCAGAUUACAAGCAGUUCUUCAGUGGUGGUGCUCUAGCGAUUUUGUCUUGUGAUGAUGAUGAUGAACAAAGAGUUGAUGGAUGGACAGUGAAGAGGACCAGAGGAGGAGUCACUGAGAGAUGUGGAGCAGCUGAAGGCCUUGUUCUUAAAAGUUCUCUGUGUCAACUCAAGUUGCGUAACCCCUCUGAUGGAGCUUACUUCUGUGAAAGCUCAUCUGGACAGCGUAGUGAUGAAGUCAACAUCAUUGUUUCAGCUGGUUCCCUGAUCCUGGACAUCCCUUCAUCUCCUGUGUGGACAGGAAGUAAUGUGACUCUGCUCUGUCAAACCAGAGAUGGUGAACCGGUGAAGUCUUAUUUCUAUAAAGAUGGGGACAUGAUUGAACCUGAUCCUAAAGAAAAUUUGACUCUCACUAAUGUUCAGAAGUCUGAUGAAGGUCUCUACUCGUGCUCCACUGAGGAUCAUCCACAUACUCAUGAAAGCAGGCUGACAGUCAGAGAUCCUCCCACAGAUCCUCCUCCUACUGUAAAACCUACCACUACUACCACCACUACUACUACUGCUACUACUACUACUACUACUACUACUACAACCACAACCACUCGUCGUUCUCCUCGUCGUCGCUCUUCUGGCCCUCCUCUCACAGCCUCCAUCAUGUCAGGUCUGGUUUCUGUGGUUCUCCUGGUUCUGGUUUGAGUUCUGCUCCUUUGGAGGAAGCUAAAAGGAAAGUGAGGACGCACUCUGCCUUAUGGAGGACCUUCAUCCUACUGUCUC
Messenger RNA from Maylandia zebra (zebra mbuna), 867 nucleotides. The record is from RefSeq and is a predicted model, not a curated record. Lineage: Eukaryota; Metazoa; Chordata; Actinopteri; Cichliformes; Cichlidae.